UCCAUUGAAAUUGGACACACAAUAUUACAGUUUUUCUGAGAGUCGUCUUCCUAGUUCUUAUCGAUUAGGGUUUUCCUGAGAAAUUUUGAUUGAAGUUUCUACAGCCUAAUCCUCUCUCCAUUAUCCAUGGAUUUUUCAAAGCUUGAUUCAUCUGACAUGCAGCAAUUCUACUCUCAAGAGCAGCAACUAGCAAUGGUUAAUGAAAUGGUGUCAAAGCUGACAGAUGCAUGCUGGGACAAAUGCAUCACGGGUACACCUGGGAAUAAGUUCAGUUCGAGUGAAUCUACUUGUCUUUCUAACUGCGCACAUCGCUAUAUUGAGAUGAGCCUACUUAUCAUGAAAAAGUUUCAAAGCUUGCAGUGAAGAUCAUCAACUGUAUUAAUCUGCAAUUUGGUUCUUCGUUUGGUCACUCAUGUCUGUCCUAGAUUACAUCCAAAUUGUUUGGGCAUUGUUAGUUUUUCAUCUCUGCGAAUGUGACACAGGAAAGUACUAUAGCGUUGGUUCCCAUGUGAAUCUAUACGAAGUUUGGUACCUUUCGGUGCUAUUUUUGUACUACUAUUUUAAUAGUUUAACUUUGAUCAUUACAAUGGCUCAUAA
Arachis duranensis is the source of this 597-nucleotide messenger RNA. RefSeq names its product mitochondrial import inner membrane translocase subunit TIM8. Bases 127 to 363 code for a protein of 78 amino acids. The record is from RefSeq and is a predicted model, not a curated record. The transcript has 2 exons. Lineage: Eukaryota; Viridiplantae; Streptophyta; Magnoliopsida; Fabales; Fabaceae.